UAGUUCGAGAAUCACAGUCAAACGCAGCGCAGGCGAAAAUUAACAAGUUAAUCGGUGUCAGGCCAUUAUAGAGAACGAAUAAACGAUCGACCCACAGCAAAGAUGCGCAGCUUGAAUCGCUUUCGAUUGAUAACCUUUGAUGUAACCAAUACACUAUUGCAAUUUCGCACCAGUCCAGGCAAACAAUAUGGUGAGAUUGGAGCGCUCUUUGGAGCACGCUGUGAUAACAACGAGCUGGCCAAGAACUACAAAGCCAACUGGUACAAGAUGAACCGAGACUAUCCGAAUUUUGGCCGUGAGACGUCACCGCGACUUGAGUGGCAGCAUUGGUGGCGUCAGCUGAUAGCAGGCACCUUUGCGGAAAGCGGUGCUCCCAUACCCGCGGAGAAGUUGGAAAACUUUUCCAAUCAUUUGCUGGAACUGUACAAGACAUCAAUUUGCUGGCAGCCUUGCAACGGCAGCAUCGAUCUCCUGAAGCAACUGCGCAAACAUUCGCAGACGGGCAAACCAUGUCGAGUGGGCGUCGUGGCCAACUUUGAUCCUCGACUAGAUGUGCUGCUGCGCAACACAAAACUGGAUCAGUACUUGGACUUUGCCAUCAAUUCGUACGCUGUCAAGGCGGAGAAGCCACAGGCUGUCAUAUUUGAGCGUGCCAUGUCCGAGUCGGGAUUGGAGAAUCUGAAGCCGCAGGAAUGCCUGCACAUUGGCGAUGGACCAACCACAGAUUAUUUGGGUGCCAAGGCGGUGGGAUGGCAUGCAGCCCUGGUGCAUGAGAAGAGCUAUGCGUAUCUGGAGAAGAAAUACGGCGUGGACAUUAACAGGAAACAUGUCUUUCCCAGUCUCUAUGAUUUCCAUAAGAAGCUAUCCGACGAUGCCGUCGUCUGGUAGUGAAUCUAUUAAAUUCUUUCACUUCACAA
Drosophila innubila is the source of this 917-nucleotide messenger RNA. It is a transcript of the gene Reg-2, whose product is annotated as rhythmically expressed gene 2 protein. Lineage: Eukaryota; Metazoa; Arthropoda; Insecta; Diptera; Drosophilidae. Bases 103 to 888 code for a protein of 261 amino acids. The record is from RefSeq and is a predicted model, not a curated record. The transcript has 3 exons.